UUGACCCGGUCUCCCAGCCAGAGUAACGGUAGCUGUCGCUUCCGAUCUCUCAAUUGUUUCGGUUUGUUGACGUUUGCUGGAGUCUUGCAGCAGCUAGUAACGGGGGUCUGCCCGUUGUUUCAGCCGAGUGGUGUCAGAGUCAAUGAAGCUAGCUAGCUAAACGAGCUAACGUUAGCUUAAAUGGGUUUUAGAGUCAAAAGAUGAUCGCCUCACUUUCUAGAGGAAGUUUGCUGGACGAGGUUCUUCAUGGGGGCUUUAAUGAGCAGCAGCUGGCAGCCUAUGUUUCCUGGGUGAACUCUCAGCUGAAGAGGAAACCAGGCCUGAAGCCUAUCACCAACCUCAGGCAUGAUCUGCAGGAUGGGGUGGUGCUCACACAGCUCAUAGAGAUAGUUGCUGGGGAAACGCUGGAAGGAGUGUAUGUUGCUCCACAAAACAAAGAGGAAAGCAGGAAAAAUGUGGAGCAAGUCUUGCAGUUCAUUUCCUCCAGACACAUACGCAUGCCACACAUAUCUGCAAGAGACAUUGUCGAUGGUAAUCUGAAAUCGGUAAUGAGGAUAAUUCUGGCACUGGCUGCCCAUUUCAAACCCUCAGCCAAUCACAGGGCCGCUUCUGGAAACAGGAAGAGUUUAACAAGAGGCUCUGCCAGCCACAACCCUCUCUCCACUGUUGCACUAGCCCAAGGUGCCGCUGCUGCACUAGCAUCAGCACGACUUGAUGCCUCGCAGCCGGCGCGCUCCGUACGUAUCCACAGUGGCUGGGGAUUGGAUGUGGAUAAGGCUGUGUGUGUUCGUGCACUGGUUGAGCAGUAUGAAAGAGGAGCCCCGGAUGAGCCUGACUGCUCUCACUCCAACAGCCUCAGCUCCGUCAGUCCGCUGUCAUCUCCCAGAGCUCCACUCAGCAGCCACUCAGACAGACAGCAGGAGGACGGCCAACAACAACAGGAGGGUGGUGUUGGUGAGUUCUGUCCCACCACAAACUCUCACGUUGGAGUGGAGACGGCGUUGGAGGAUUCUCUCAGUGAAACUUUGGAGAAGGAGGUGCAGGAGACACGUAAAAUGGUGUCUGCUUUACAGGCCCUGCUGCUUCAUGGUUCACUGCCUGAGGACGAGCAGGAUGUGUCUUUGAUUUUGGACCAAGGCAGUGCUGAACAGCAACUGGUGGUCAUUCGCAGUCGUUUGGACCAGAGCAUGGAGGAGGCUCAGGAGCUGAAGAGGGAACUGCUGCGCUGUAAGCAGGAGAUGAGAAACCUGCAGGGAGUCAAGGAUGCCCAGCAGCAGAGGCUGUGCACGCAGGAGGCAUCAAUACUACAGAUGAAGCAAGAACUUCUCAGAGCCAGCAUGACGAAGGAUGACCUCAACAACCAGAACGCUGAGCUACAGUGGAAGCUGGAGGAAUGCAACAGGCUGUGGGGUGAAUGCAAGAAGGAGAUAGGACAGAAGGACAGACUGCUGCAGCAACUCAAACACAAGCUCGAUGAAAGUCAGAAAAAGCAGAGUGAACUGCAAAGAGAGUUGGAGCAUAAAAACAGCAUGCAGAUUCCCCCCGGCACAGAAAACAAUGGAUAUUCUUACUCUGGAAAUCCAGCCCCCUCUUUGUCAGAUCAGGCAGAGGAGGUUCAGCUACUCAGAGAUUCACUUCGGAGUUUGAGGAACAACUUCAGAGACCACGACCCGCAGCACCAUACACUGGACACCCUGGAGCAGGGCAUAGUAUCACUCAUCGACAGACUGCAUGUUCUGCACACACACAGGGGAAGAGGGAAAUCUCCAAGACGCAAAGGCCAACACACAGACUCCGACACCUGGCCCUGCACAAAGGUGUCUCAGUCCCACAGUGGCUCCUCAUCUGCCUCAACUAAAAUCCUUUAUUUUACUGGAAAAUCCCCAACACCUUCCAUGAUCAAUAUACCGAAAAGGCUCGGUGAGGUGACUCUUAAGGACGUUAAGGCAGCUGUGGAUCGAGAGGGAAACUACAGAUACCACUUCAAGGCCCUGGACCCUGAGUUUGGCACUGUGAAAGAGGAGGUAUUUCUGGAUGGAGCAAUUAUUCCAGGCUGGGAAGGAAAAAUAGUAGCAUGGGUAGAAGAGGACCGUGGUGAAGAAAGGCCGUUGUAGGUUCAAGCUGUGGGGCCAUGACUUUCUGUUUUCUGCACGUGGUCACUCUGAUCCCAGAGGCACAUCGAGACAGCUGUUCAACAGACGCACAUGUGGACACUUUUUGAGAUUCGACUUAUUAGCAAAAUACUGUAUGACGUGUCAGCAAGAGAUUUGUGUUGAUCAGCUGGUACUAAACAGCCCUGAUAGCGCUUAGUCACUCUGGAAACAGCGUAGAUCUCUAGCUGGUGUCUAGGAUGUCGUAAAGCUCAGUGCCUUACAAAGGAAAGCUCUUUCCAUCAUGUGCUUAUUAUCGCCAGGCUGUAACUGUAUUAUCACAACUGGACAAAUAUUAUUUUGUUUUUAACUGUUUCUAAAACUGCAGUUGUGUUGUUGUUUCUCCUCUGCUUGAAUGCAGAGAUUUGUACUGUAUUUGAAAAAAUUUACAAAGUCAUUUUAGCCCCAUUUCCACCAAACACUUUUGGUAUGGUACCUUUGGAACUGAAAGUAACCCUUCAGACAUGGUACCUAGACCCUAGCGUUUCCACCACAAACAAUACUUCUAAAUGUGGGCGGGGUUGUUGUCACUCACUGCUUUAUCCAGCACUCACUGUAUUUCCUCAUCACUGGUGACACAGAUGGAAGUCUGCACCUCGUUUAUUGUCCACAGAACGAGGUUGCACACUGACAUUUUUCAGAACAAAAUAGAUCAGGCUGCAGUGAGAGUCUCUCUCCAUGGGAUAUUUAAAAAUAGCAAGUUUGUGCAUUUAGUCCUUCUCAGGCAAGCUCAGGGGUUUAGUGUUGCUGGAGCCCACAGGAAUGAUGCUCCGUGACGCUCCUUUUGUCAGAAUGAGGAUUAGAAUAUAUGCCGUUCACAUAACCCGUUCAAAAUUAAUUUAUAUAAACACUUGAAGAUCCACUCAUCUCUAAAAGUGUAUGUCAUAUAAAAACUAAGGUGAUGGUCAAAGUUGUUACAGUGAAAUUUAAGGUGUGUUGAUGGAUUCAUGUUGUCAAGUCAUACAUUGAGUAACAUUACAAGUUAAGGUUCCACCUUAAAAGUUGCCGGCAGUCGGCCCAGUCAAUUAAGUUAUUUUUUUCUCAGACUCCAGCUGCUGCAAGAGGCAGCAAAACAUCCUUUAAUUUCUAUAGUCAAAUUUUACUAAUAAAAACUCCACAGUAUGAUCAGUGGUUACAUGAGCCUCAAAACCAGCCACAACUCAGAGUGACCAACUGCUAUCGACCAAUCAACAGACUGCAGUGUUCACAGCUCCACCUUUUGGUACCAGAUCUGUGUACUAGGUACCCCAACAGAGGGGGGGCCAAAAAUGGGGAUGGUAAAGAACGGUUCCAUUGGUACCAUCCACAACUUUUCACAGUGGAAACAGGAAAAAGAAGUGUAUCAAACUGAACUGUACUGUAUCAUACUGUUCGAUGGAAACGGGGCUUUUGAAGUGUUCAGUAUUUCAGUACUUGUGCAGCAAUGAAAUCUUUGAAAGAUCUGAUAGAUUACAUGUUAGAAAUACAGUAUAUAUUGUCCAUUUCUCUCUAGCCCAGGCACAUUUCAGUCUUAUUAGUGAAUUUAAAGUGAAUAUACAGUAUUAUCUACAAUAGCAAGUAAUAAGAAAUGAAAUAGAAAUGAAAAAAGUCACACAAGUUCAUUUUGUUUUAGUGCAGCAAAAGGUUUGUUGGCAUUCUGACCUACUUCUGACAAAUACACUGCCCAGAUACCAGCCUCUAUUGGUAUUAAUAUGUUUUGUAUUAAUACAACUAACAGAUAACACAAAAUGAUGAAAGGUGACAAAAAAUCUAUUACAUAAAAACAAACAAACAAAAAAAACAAACACCUCAAUGUGUGAAUGUGUUUCAGACUGAUUACAUUCUAAAUGGACCCAAAUCCAGAUGUCGGUUUAAAUGUCAGUCUGUGGUCACCAGCAUGCAUUUAUACACAACAUGCCCAGACUGAUCUGCCGUCAGAUAAUAGACAUGAUGCUGGAAGUUUGAUGUUUGUGUAAAAAUGCAGAUGAACAGCACUGUUGUUUUGUUUACUUUAUGAAAUUGUUUUGUACAUUUGUGUAAAAAUAUUUUCACCAUAUCCUGAACUUUUUUGAAGUUUAUGACUCUUAUUUGUUUGAAGAGAGAUUUAUGUGAGAUGGGAAUGCUUCUGGAGAUGAGAUUUAAAGGAGACUUUUGUCCUGGAACAAUGGACCAUCCCACUAUUUAUGGUUUGUGUGUAUGUGCGUGUGCGGGAGUGUCUGUGUGUGUGUGAGAUCAGGAUGGACCUUUGACGUGGUUUCUUUCACUCUGUUUCUAUCUUCCCAUUUGGGAUCAAUGUGUUUGCCUUCACUAACACGCCAACUGAAAUAUGCAUCAGCCUACUUUUAAUGAGACCUGUUUGAAUGCCAUAACUGCCUGUACGAUAAAAUGUACAAUCUGCUGGUGAGAUGGUUAUAUAGCAUUUCUUUUGUUUACUGAAAUGUUUUACAAAAGAUAGAUACUGUCUGUUUAAAAUGAAAAAUGGCCUUUGUUAUGUUGAAUGUUAGAAAGACGGAUAUUUUGAAAUAAAACAUGAGUCUUGUUUUUA
Epinephelus fuscoguttatus (brown-marbled grouper) is the source of this 4674-nucleotide messenger RNA. RefSeq names its product dixin-A-like. Gene Ontology annotation, cellular component: cytosol. Gene Ontology annotation, biological process: canonical Wnt signaling pathway. The record is from RefSeq and is a predicted model, not a curated record. The transcript is spliced from 20 exons. NCBI's taxonomy places the organism in Eukaryota, Metazoa, Chordata, Actinopteri, Perciformes, Serranidae. Gene Ontology annotation, molecular function: protein binding. The coding region runs from base 201 to 2114 and encodes 637 amino acids.